Molecule: messenger RNA, 3665 nt
Organism: Rubroshorea leprosula
Lineage: Eukaryota; Viridiplantae; Streptophyta; Magnoliopsida; Malvales; Dipterocarpaceae
Source: the annotation of a GenBank genome assembly
AUCACUUACAGUUCACAAAUCCUCUGUUCAUACAUUCAGAGGCGUCUGGAGCCAUGCCACUGAGAAAGAGUAAAGAUAAAGAGGUUCAGCCAGCCCAGGCUGACCAUGCAGACGACAGUCCACUCCACUCUGAGGGCGAAAAUGAUCCCAUCACUUUUCUCCCAGUGUCACCUUUAGCAGAACGGUCCUAUGGGAAUCCAGUGUUUAAGGAGAAAGAAGCAGACCAUGGAGGUGACUUUGCUAAGUCAAGUAAUAUGUUUAGAGGUAUGAUGGAUCGUCUGGAUAUAGCAUUCAAAGAAAAGAACCAGACUAUGCAGAGACUUGUUGAGAGUCAAGCAAAGUCUGCCAGACGUCAGGAAGAGAUAAUCAGACAAUGUAUAGAAGAAAUGAGACGGGUCUUUGAAAAAGGCACUAGGGUGAUGCAAGAAACUGGGGAAGAAAGUUGCAGACCACUACAGGCUGUUUCAGAACAAGUGGUUGAGCAAGUGCGACAGCCCAGACCUGAGAUCCCUCCUCCAGUCGUUGAGAUACCCAGACAGAUUCAGGAAGCCCCAAUCCCAGCACUCGGGGGGCAAGGAAAUCAGCCUUAUCCUAAUAUUCAACAGCAGCAUUUUGUCAUUGGUGAAGGGCAAAGACAACACCAAUUGAUGGAGGCUGCUACUCCUGUUGCAGACCAUGGCCAUCAACCUCAGCAUAAGUAUAUUCUGCUAGCUAGGAAGGGAAAUGUGGGUCCUUGUCAUCAACCUUGUCCAAGGGACUUUUUCCAGCCACAAGUUCCUCCAGUCCAGCCAGUACGGCGUAGUCUGCAGAAUCAACCAGCUCAAUUCUUCAAUAAAGACCAUGGGCCAUCCUUGAGGCCAUUGGAAAAGAUUGAUAAGAACACAUUGAGAUUUCCAGACAAAGCGAAGGAGACCAUGGGAGUGGAUGCAGAUCCUUUUCCAGCUGUGUCUGUCGGCGUGAAUGUUGCAGACCUCAUGAGUGUUGCCAAAAAUCAUAAUCUGCCUCAUACUCAUAGGAAUCUUGCUGCUGAAGACCUGAGGUGGGUUCUUGAGGCACAGAGAUCCAGACAUAGCAGGAGCGUCAGGUCAGACCAGCAGAAGCUCGGGGGGCAAGGAAGGAUCACUGUGACCAGGAACUUCAGUCCAGAAGGUGCCAGACGUUAUUCAACUGGUACUAGAUCUCCAAGGAUGGUCAAGCCGCCACUUAAGUCACCUUCCAAACGGUGGGAGAAAGUCAAUCAUCCUAAGUUUCCAGCCCAGAAUCCCAAAACCUUGAGGCGCAGACUGCAGCGCAAGAGGGCUGAAGAGCGAAAAAGACACCAGAAGCAGGUGGAGGCUGAGGGAAGAGGGGUGAAUCAUUCAAGAGGUGUGCUGCCCGUUGAAUUAACAGUGGGAAAUAGGACACUGAUGUCUGCGUUUUUUGUGGUGGAUACUGUUGCUACUUAUAAUGCACUUUUGGGGCGUGACUGGAUUCAUUCAAGUUGGUGUGUCCCUUCUUCACUUCACCAGAAACUGAUUUUCUGGAAUGGUGGCAAGGCUGAGGUCGUGUCUGCAGAUGAUAAGCCUUUUUCAGCCAGCACUCACCUGGUGGAGGCUAGAUAUUAUGAAGAAGACAUUGGUACCAUUCGGUUUUUUGGGAUGGAUAGACAUGGGAAACCGAUUGGGAUAACAGCAUGCAGCAGACCGUCUUUGUCUAAGCGUGCUGUGGAGGAACAAGCUCGUCUGAGACAUGAAAGAGAAAAGGCCGUGUUGGAGAUAACAAAGAAAUUAGCGGCCUAUUUUGCUGAAAAAGCAGUUCAAGUAGACAGGUCUGCAAUUGUUCAUGAAGGAGAGGAGGCAGACCAAGGUGAUGAAAUAACUUUGGAGGAGCUGGAUCUGGCCCCAGCCAAGUUGGAUGAUUUAAAAGCUGAAGUUCAAGACCAGCUGGAGGAGAUCAAUCUAGGGUCUGAAAGUGAACCAAAGGAUUACUCAGAAAUGCCAGGUCUGGAUCGGAAAUUGGUGGAACAUAAACUGCCAAUUGCAGAAGGAUUCAGACCGUAUAAACAACCGCCCAGACACAUGUCUGCAGACGUCACUUUGAAGGUGAAAAAAGAAAUUGAGCGGCUGGUAAAAGUUGGAUUCAUUCGGACAUGCAGGUAUGCAGACUGGCUGUCAAAUGUAGUGCCUGUGCUGAAAAAGAAUGGAAAAUUAAGAGUCUAUGUUGAUUUCCGAAACUUGAAUUUAGCUACACCAAAGGAUGAGUAUCCUAUGCCAAUUGCAGACUUGUUAAUUGAUGGAGUAGCCCAUCACAAAAUUCUAUCUUUCAUGGAUGGUCAUAGUGGGUACAACCAAAUUUUUAUUGCAGACGCAGACAUUCCUAAGACAGCCUUUCGAUGCCCAGCCAUGAAUGCAAUUUUUCAUGAUAUGAUUGGUAAAUUCAUGGAAAUUUAUAUUGAUGAUGUUGUGGUGAAAUCAAAUGGGGAAGCAGACCACCUGGUUCAUUUGAGGAAGUCUUUUGAGCGGAUGAGGCAACAUGGCUUGAAAAUGAACCCACUUAAGUGUGCCUUUGGAGUGUCUGCAGGUAACUUCCUUGGGUACUUGGUGCAUGAGCGUGGUCUGGAGGUUGACAAGAACAAAGCCAGGGCUGUGAUUGAGGUGAAACCACCACAGAACAAGAAGGAGUUGCAAAGAUUUCUUGGCCAAGUUAAUUUCUUAAGACGUUUCAUUUCUAACUUGGCUUGGAAAACCAGAGGCUUUUCUCCUCUGUUGAAACUCAAGUCUGAGGUGGAUUUUAAGUGGGAAGAACACCACCAGUCUGCCUUUGAUAUGAUAAAGCGGUACUUAUCCAGACCACCAGUACUUGUACCGCCUGUGAAAAAUAAGCCUUUAAUUUUGUAUAUAUCCACCGCAGACGAGUCCAUAAGAUGUCUGCUGGCGCAAGAAAAUGAUAAGAAACAGGAGCAUGCUGUGUAUUACUUGAGUCGAUGUUUGACCCAGACCGAAGUGAAAUACUCUUCGGUCGAAAAGUUGUGUCUUGCUCUCUUUUUUGCUGCAAUAAAAUUAAGACAUUAUUUGAUUUAUUCUAAGAUGUAUGUGGUUGCCAAGACUGAUAUUGUCAAAUAUAUGUUGUCCCGCCCUUUGUUAAGAGGCCGAAUAGGUAAAUGGAUUUUGGCCUUGUCUGAGUUUAAUUUGAAGUAUAUACCACAGAGGGCUGUCAAAGGGCAGGCACUGGCAGACUUUCUUGCAGAUCAUCCAUGUCUGGACGUGGAGGCAGAUGAAGACAAAGGGAUUAACUUGUUUUCAAUAAGUUUAGUUCCCUGGAAACUUAUUUUUGAUGGAUCCAGUACAGAAACCAUGUCUGGAGUUGGAGUCGUGGUAAUUUCCCCGUCUGGGUUGAAAACACAUGUCUUUCUAGCUGGAUUUUAAUUGCACAAAUAAUCAAGUAGAAUAUGAAGCUUUGAUUAUUGGUCUUGAGAUGUUGGUGGAGCUUAAAGUAUCCAUGGUUGAGGUUAUAGGGGACUCACAGCUAGUUUUGAAGUAAUUGUCUGGUGAGUACAAAUGUACUAGCCUUGCUUUAGCCCCUUAUUUUGCCUUGGCUGUGCAAUUGCUGGAAGAAUUUGAUGACGUGUCCAUCAGACAUGUGCCCAGAGACCAGAAUUAUGAAGCUAAUGAAAUGGCCUAGAUUGC